AUGAGUUUGGAAGGGAUAAACUUCACCCAGAUCUCUGAGUUCCUCCUCUUGGGCCUCUCAGAGGACCAAAAGCAACAGCAGCUGCUCUUCACACUCUUCCUGAGCAUGUACCUGGUCACAGGGCUGGGGAACCUGCUCAUCAUCCUGGCCAUUGUCACUGACACCCGACUUCACAACCCUAUGUACUUCUUCCUGGCCAACCUGGCCUCUGUGGACAUUUGCUUCACUACUACCACCAUCCCUAAGAUGCUGGUCAAUCACAUCACAGGAUACAAAGGGAUCAGUUACACGGGUUGCCUGACCCAGAUGUUCUUCUUCAUCUGGUUCAUCUGUAUUGACAGCUUCCUUCUGGGUGCCAUGGCUUACGACCGUUAUGCUGCCAUCUGUCACCCUCUGCACUAUGCCACAUCUGUGACACCACUGGUCUGUUUCCUUCUGGUGGCAGUAUCCUGGAUGGCAGCCUUGGGAAAUGCCCUGGUCCACACAGUAUUAAUGGCCCGCCUCUCAUUCUGCAACCACAACCAUGUCCCCCAUUUCUUCUGUGAUGUCAGCCCUCUGCUGAAACUGGUUUGCUCUGACACCUCUCUCAUCAAUGCAGUACUGAACACUGUGGGUGCCCUGCCCCUUUUCAUCCCAUUUGUGGGCAUUUUGGUCUCCUAUACAAAUAUCUUUGCAGCUGUGCUGAGGAUCCCAUCCACAAAAAGCAAGCAGAAGGCUUUCUCCACCUGUGGCUCUCAUCUCUCUGUGGUGUCCCUGUUCUAUGGAACACUCAUUGGAGUCUAUUUCAGUCCUAUGUCCUCCCACACAGCCCAAAAGGACACAGCCGCUGCAGUGAUGUAUACCGUGGUCACUCCCAUGAUGAAUCCCUUCAUUUACAGCCUUCGCAAUAAUGACAUGAAGGGAGCCUUGGGAGCCCUCUUCAGCAGAAAGCUAGCUUUUAUUAGGUAA
Messenger RNA from Talpa occidentalis (Iberian mole), 948 nucleotides. Its product is annotated as olfactory receptor 1361-like. Bases 1 to 948 code for a protein of 315 amino acids. Gene Ontology annotation, biological process: G protein-coupled receptor signaling pathway. The record is from RefSeq and is a predicted model, not a curated record. Gene Ontology annotation, cellular component: membrane. The transcript has a single exon. Lineage: Eukaryota; Metazoa; Chordata; Mammalia; Eulipotyphla; Talpidae. Gene Ontology annotation, molecular function: olfactory receptor activity; G protein-coupled receptor activity.